This is a messenger RNA of Lonchura striata (white-rumped munia), 4440 nucleotides long. Lineage: Eukaryota; Metazoa; Chordata; Aves; Passeriformes; Estrildidae. The record is from RefSeq and is a predicted model, not a curated record.
AUGGGCUCCACGCAGCAUCUACGGGAACGACCCCGAAGGAUGGAAAACCAUCCCAACUCCUUUCUUUCCCUUUCUUUUCCAGUCGCAGCCAUGCCGGCGACCAACCAGGGCUGGCCCGAGUCCUUCGGCUUCCGGAUAAGCGGCUCCGGGCCGUGCUACGUGCUGUGGGUGCAGGAGGGCAGCAGCGCGGCGCUGGCGGGGCUGCGCCCGGGGGACGAGGUGCUGGAGAUCGAGGGCCAGCCCGUGUCCUCCCUGGGCCGCGAGGCGCUGCUGGGGCUGGCCCGGAGCUGCGGCAACGUCCCCCCGAGCAUCGGCGUGGUGUCCCGGCUGCAGCACGCCAGCAUCCCCCCCGGGCCGCGGGGAUGCUUCGGCUUCCAGCUGGCCGCCGAGAGCCCCCCGCGGGUGGCCAGCGUCAGCCCCGGGUCGCCGGCCGCGGCCUGCGGGCUGGAGCCGGGGGAUUUCGUGCUGGAGGUGGACGGGAGGCCGGUGCGGCUGCCCGAGGCGGCGGCCGCGCUGCUGCGGGCGGGCCGCGGGCGCUGCCUGCGCCUGGCGCUGCUGCGGCCGCCGCGCGGGGAGCCCGGGCCCGGCCCCGCACGCCGCCCCGGGAGGCUCCGGGCGCAGGAGUUCGGCAGGAAGGUGGAUGCCAUCCUCGGGGGGCAGCCGGAGCUGAGGGAGAAGGUGGUGGCCGUGCUGAAGCAGUACGCGGCCGAGAGGAGGGCGGAGAGCCUGGCCCGUGCCCUGUGCACGCUGCUCACCCAGGAGUGCCACCGGCCCCUCAUCGACAGCAUCAGGAUUUUCAUCCCCAAGAAGCACCGGCAGCGCUUUGACGAGGUGGUGUCGCAGAGCCUGAUCAGCAAGCUGUGCCGCUCCAAGAGCGAGCACGGCAGCCGCCUGCGCCGCAGCCGCAGCGAGGACCACCCCGAGCGGCUGCUGGUGUCCACCCGCGCCAGCUCCGUGCCCCGCAGCCACGAGGAGCUCGGCAAGAGCCUCUGCAAAACCACCUCGCUCCCCGGCGGCAGCGCGGCCGCGGGGGCUGCCCGCAGAACCGUGCGAGUUUAUAAAGGCAACAGGAGCUUUGGCUUCACGCUCCGUGGCCAUGCCCCGGUGUGGAUCGAGUCUGUGCUGCCGGGGAGCCCGGCGGAGAAGGCUGCCCUCAAAGCUGGAGACAGGAUCCUGUUCCUCAACGGGCUGGACAUGAGGAACUGCUCCCACGACAAGGUGGUGUCGAUGCUGCAGGGCAGCGGGGCCAUGCCCACCUUGGUGGUGGAAGAGGGCAUCGUCAGCUUCUCCAACGACUCUGACUCUGCUGAGUCCCCGAGCAGCUCCUCGGCCCUCACCUCCCUGCAGUGGGUUGCAGAGAUUCUCCCCUCUAGCGUCAGGAUCCAAGGAAGGACGUUCCCGCAGCAGCUGGAGCACCUGCUGACCCCGCCCGAGCGUUUCGCCGUCUGCAAGGCGCUGGAGGGCUUCUUCCAACACCGGAACAUUGACACCCUCAUUGUGGAUGUGUACCCGGUGCUGGACACACCAGCCAAGCAAGUCCUCUGGCAGUUUAUCUACCAGCUGCUGAGCUACGAGGAGCAGGAGCACUGCCAGCAAAAGCUUGACAGGUUUCUGGGGUGCAAGGCCCUGGCAGCCGAGGCGGAGGCUGAGGACCGGUACCGCAGCUCCGUCCGAGGGGCCUCCCUGUGCCGGGGCAGCCUGCGGACCCCCCGCCCUGAGGAGGGGGCAGCAGGCAGUGACACCGUGGAGGUCCCCGUUCGCCUGAUCCCUGGAGAGAGACAGGCUGGUGAUGGCACGUCCCUCCCGGAGACACCCAACCCCAAAAUGAUGUCGGCCGUGUACGCGGAGCUGGAGAACCGCCUGAUCGGCGGCUUUGCUGGCAAGGUGGGCAGCACCGCCCUGCACAGGACAUCGCCCCCCGGCCCCGAGCUGCCACACGCUGCAGGUACCUCGGGGGGUCUCAGGAUGGUGGGUGGAGGACGAGGUGCCACCUUCAGCCUCUGCUCGGUGCCCACGCAGAUGAGUUUCCAGGAUGACCAGGGCAGCUACGUCACCAACGAUGUCAGCAGCAGCGAGUACAUCAGCAGCAGCGACGAGGGCAGCUCCCUGACCUACUCCACGCUCUCGGACCACAUCCCCCCUCCUCCGCUCAGCCCCCCGCCGCCGCCGCCCCCGCUGCAGUUCCACGACCCCCAGAGCGGCCCCGCCAAGGCCGAGGCCGCCAAGGCCAGCGCGGCGCCCGUCACCAAGUCCCUGGCCGGCCACCUGCACCCCAUCCCGCCGCCGCCGCCGCCGCCGCCGCCGCCGCCCGUGCCCUGCGCGCCCCCCCUGCACCGGGGGCUGCUGCACCGCCGCAGCGAGUCCAACCACAUGAGCGUCAAGAGGCUGCGCUGGGAGCAGGUGGAGAACUCGGAGGGGACCAUCUGGGGACAGCUCGGGGAAGACUCGGAUUACGACAAGCUGAGCGAUAUGGUCAAAUACCUCGACCUGGAGCUGCACUUUGGGACUCAGAAGCCCACGAUUUCUCUUCCAGAGCCAACUCUCAUGCCUGAAAACUUUAAAAAGAAAGACGUGGUUGAAAUUUUGUCCCACAAAAAGGCCUACAACACAUCCAUCCUGAUCGCCCACCUGAAGCUGUCGCACGUGGAGCUGCGGCAGAUCCUGAUGACGAUGGAGACGGAUCGCCUGGAGCCGUCCCACAUCAAGCAGCUGCUGCUCUACGCCCCGGACGGGGAGGAGGUGCAGCGCUUCCAGAGCUUCAAGGAGAACCCCGGCAAGCUGAGCGAGCCCGACCAGUUCGUGCUGCAGAUGCUCUCGGUGCCCGAGUACAAGAUCCGCCUGCGCAGCCUGCACUUCAAGAGCACCCUGCAGGAGAAGACCGAGGAGAUCAAAGCCAGCUAUGAGUGCAUCUGCAAGGCCUCCCUGGAGCUGAAAGGCAGCAAGAAGCUGGCAAAGAUCCUGGAGUUCGUGCUGGCCAUGGGAAACUACCUGAACAACGGGCAGCCCAAGACCAGCAAAACAACGGGCUUUAAAAUCAACUUCCUGACCGAGCUGAACACGACCAAGACUGUCGAUGGGAAAUCCACCUUCCUGCACAUUCUUGCCAAAUCCCUCAGCCAACACUUCCCAGAGCUCCUGGGCUUUGCCAAGGACCUCCCGACGGUGCCGCUCGCUGCCAAAGUGAACCAGAGGACGCUGACAGCCGAGCUGAAGGACCUGCACAGCACGGUGGGGGACAUCCAGAAGGCGUGCCACAGCAUGCCAGCCUCCGCCGAGGACAGGUUCGCCGUGGUCAUGAGCUCCUUCCUGGAGAGUGCCCAGCCUGCCAUGCGCUCCCUGGACGACCUGCAGCACAGGGCCAUGGAGGAGUUCAGCAAGGUGCUGUCCUUCUUCGGGGAAGACUCAAAAAUGACAACUUCUGAAGCCUUCUUUGGCAUUUUUGCAGAGUUCAUGAGCAAGUUUGAGCGGGCUCUCGGUGACGUGCAGGUGGGCGAGAGCCAGCGCAGCCCCAGGAUGAGCUCCCCCCUCGCCUGGUGACGGCCUGCAGCCCCCCGGGGUGCAGCAAUCCAUUGCCAACGAAGUGCAAUUUGCUCCUGUCCAGUCGGGUUGUAAAUACGCCGCUGCCGCCUGCUACCACCCGGCGGAGUCACGGAGGAGGGGUCGGGCAGGUGGGCACCGAGAAGGCACCGCAGGUGACAGAGGGUGACAGAGGGUGACAGAGGGUGACACGAAGAUAAACCCUGCACCGGUCCUGCCAGAGCUUCCUUAGCACCCUCCACUUCCAGGGGUUUCGCGUCCAUCCGGUAAAAUCCCACUGGCACACAUUUCCCAAAGACUGCAACGGGCCCCAGCAGCUGCUGGAGACCCUCCCCACAGCCCCACGCCCCCUCCAGAGCAGCUCCUCCUGCAGCCUCCGCUCAAGGCACAACCACCGGUGCAUUACUGACGGGACACCUCACCACCCUCAAGUCUCCGGGUUUUGGGAUUUUUUUAAACCCUGCUGUAGAAAGUGAAGUAUAUUUUCACAAGUGUUCUCCGUUUAUACAGCUUUAAGUGCCAGGUAGUGGGUAGCCUUGUGUUCCCAGAGGUCCAGGACAGGGCCACGCUCCUCUGCUCCUCUUUUCCUUUUGGAUGUUGCACACUGCAUUCCGUUGAUUUUUUUUUUCCUUUUUUUUAAAGCAUAUCCAAUAUUUAAACCACCAGAGGUUCUUUUGAAACUGUCCUGACAGAAGAUGCUGUACAUAGAUUUUGCUACGUGUUGUAACUUUCUGAAAUAGUUAGAACUCCAAUCCCUUUGGUAUUUUUUAUGUGAAUAUUUUCCAAGAGCCAGAACUUCUGGUGAUAUGAUUUGAUAACGGGACGAUGUAUAUUCACAGUUCAGUCUCUACCCGAUGCCUAUGUGCUAUUCCUAAAAUAAAGCUACUGCCUCCUGCCUCCCGA